Messenger RNA from Oncorhynchus kisutch (coho salmon), 1604 nucleotides. RefSeq names its product family with sequence similarity 216 member A (gene fam216a). The record is from RefSeq and is a predicted model, not a curated record. Lineage: Eukaryota; Metazoa; Chordata; Actinopteri; Salmoniformes; Salmonidae. The transcript has 5 exons. The coding region runs from base 303 to 878 and encodes 191 amino acids.
GAAUAAGGUAUUUCUGUUGUUUAAAAAAAAAUACGUUUGCAAAACAUUUCUAAAAACUUGUUUUCGCUUUGUCAUUUAAACCAUUAUAUAAUAAGGCUGUAACGUAACAAAAUGUGUAAAAAGUCACGGGGUCUGAAUACUUUGAGAAUGCUCUGUAUAACCUCUUGUCAGUAGUCUGCUCUGGAUCUGCCCCAUGGACUGACAUCCUCUCCUGGUCACACGACCAUGGCAAUGUAAGAUUGAUACUUGUAACCACCAAUAUUAAAAUUGACCUCAUCGAUUUGUUACAAAGUAACAAAAUCAUGAGAAAACAGGUUACAUUUGUCGAGGAAAUAAGAAAAGGAGAUCGCCUGAUAAAACGCGGUGGUAGCUGCGUUUUAGCAACAAGAUCUGCGGAGUCAAAUAACAUGUACCAUCAUAGAUAUAUAGACUCUGAGCAUGUGUAUAAGGAACAAAACACCAGGUUGGAGAUGCACAGGACAGCACAUUUCAAGGUUUCUGACCACCAGCAGGUGAAAACCAUACACGUCCCCAAGUCCAUGAUGACUGCACCAUUUCUACAGCAUCCAACCCUCACAACUGGACAGAAACGAUAUCUCUACAGUAUUGCAAAUGUCUACAGCACCGAGCACAUGAGGCGGCUGAUGAAGCAACGCUAUCGCAAUGUGCUGCACCGGUGUAUUAAAUCAGGUCAUAGCUCUUUGGAUGCAACCAAACAUACUACUGGAGGUCCACUGCUUAAAGAUCGGCUCACGUUCAAGAUGGACAAUGAGAGAGAUUCUGGAUCUAGGAUCAAGCCAUAUGGACAGAGGAAGGGCACCACAGUGCACUCUAAAGUUAUCCUCCCAAAGAUUACCAACAGUCACAGUGCAGAGUGAGAAGAUUGUAUUUUAAAUAAUUAUAAUGAAGUCAGUCAUACAUUCUAUUAUUCUGACAAUGUAUUUAAGUAUAGUAUAAUUUGUAUAAUUUCAAAACACAUUCUCCUUAUUGGUAACACAUUUAUUUGAGUCUCCCGUUAAACUGUUUAUACGAGUUUUUAAAUAGUUUAUAAACCAUUAUUACACACUGUACAUUUAUUGUCUGUUGAUUGUAUGAUUACACGUAAUUUUAAUAAUACAUGGUUUAAAACUUAAAGGUAGAGUCAGCGAUAUGAAGUAGAUGCACAAAUUAAACAGCAUAGUGUGCCAAUGUCUGCAACAAGGUCGUUGAAUCGCGAGUCUAAACUUCACUGUUUUGGUCCCGUGGCUACCACCUUGUAAGAGCAUGAAGGGAACCUUUGCACAUGCGCAGAUACUGUGUGAGAGCAGUCUUUCAUCUGGCUCAUUUGCUCAUCACAAUAUCUGCAUAAGAGCUGCUCGUGCAAUGUCAUUUUGCUGACUCUACCUCUUAAUUUGCAGUUGAUAAUGUGGUGAGUAUUUGAAAAAUGUCAAAUAUAAUCCCCCCAAAAAGCAGGGGCAACACUAAUAUACAGAAACACCUGAAGAGAAAUAAAUGACAACUGGGAAGGUUUCUGUAAUAGGCUUGUGAGAUUAUUAUGUAACAAUGUGUUUGCAGUGCAUUUACUACAGUGUGACUGCUUGAUAAUAAAUUAAAUUGGUAAAAAA